This is a messenger RNA of Durotheca rogersii, 1782 nucleotides long. Its product is annotated as glycoside hydrolase family 7 protein. Gene Ontology annotation, molecular function: hydrolase activity, hydrolyzing O-glycosyl compounds. The record is from RefSeq and is a predicted model, not a curated record. The transcript has 3 exons. Bases 242 to 1510 code for a protein of 422 amino acids. Gene Ontology annotation, biological process: carbohydrate metabolic process. NCBI's taxonomy places the organism in Eukaryota, Fungi, Ascomycota, Sordariomycetes, Xylariales, Xylariaceae.
GGGCUCUUUGCUCCUUUGCCUGCCGUCGCCCUAUCGCCCAGGGCACGCCGGUGGAAUAGAGGGAACAGGAGGGAACAGGUGGAUAGUUGUACGAUCUAUAUAAAUAUACGCACAUCCCCUGCCAGAUGAUCUGUUUUUGGGGGGGUGUUGCGUGCUCGUCGCCACACCACAUCACAUCUCGCAGCCCCUGAAGUAGCUUAACUUGACGACGAGAGAACACGGUAGGAGAAAAAGCAUCACUAUGACCUCUAUCAAGCUCGCCCUCGGCCUUGCCGCGCUGGGCUUUGCCGCUGCGCAGAAGCCCGGGGACACGCCCGAUGUCCACCCGCAGUUGACAACCUACCGCUGCACCGUCGCCGACGGUUGCAAGGAGGCCACUAACUACCUCGUCCUCGACUCCUCCGCGCACUGGGUCCACCAGGUCGGCUCAAACGAGGGCUGCGGCAACUGGGGCAGCAAGCCGAACGAGACGGCGUGCCCGACUAAGGAGGCCUGCGCCGAGAACUGCAUAAUGGAGGGCCAGACGGACUACGGCUCCGUGGGCGUGAAGACGGACGGCGCGACGCUCGACAUGCAGCUGAUCGUGGGCGACAACGUGGUGUCGCCGCGCAUCUACCUGCUUGAUGAGACGCGCGAGCAAUAUGAGAUGUUCAAGCUCACGGGUGCCGAGAUCGCCUUCGACGUCGACGUGAGCCGCCUGCCCUGCGGCAUGAAUAGCGCCCUCUACCUCUCCGAGAUGCUCGCCGACGGUGGGAAGAGCGCGCUCAACCCCGGCGGCGCCGCCUGGGGCACCGGCUACUGCGACGCCCAGUGCUAUGUCACUCCCUUUAUUAACGGCGAGGGCAACGUCGAUGGUAAAGGCGCAUGCUGCAACGAGAUGGACAUUUGGGAGGCGAACUCGCGCGCAAACCAGAUCGCGCCCCACCCGUGCAACCAGACGGCGCUGUACCAGUGCACGGGAGCCGAGUGCCAAUCCAACGGGGUCUGCGACAAGAGCGGGUGCGGGUGGAACCCGUAUCGGCUCGGGCAGCAGUCGUACUACGGACGCGGCUCCGACUUCGUCGUCGACACGACACGGCCCUUCACGACCGUCACGCAGUUCACCGCCGACGCCGAGGGCCAGCUGACAGAGAUCCACCGACUCUACGUGCAGGACGAGCGCGUCAUCCGUGCCGAGGUUGUGCGCAAGGAGGGUAUCCCCGCCGUCGCGUACACGACGGACGAAUACUGCGCCAGCACGGGCGCCGCGCGCUUCAUGGACCUUGGCGCGCACGGCGUUAUGGGCGACGCCAUGACGCGCGGUAUGGUGCUCGCCCUCAGCAUCUGGUGGGACGAAGGCGGAAAUAUGGCCUGGCUCGACGGCGCAGCGAACGGCGCCGGCCCCUGCAACGCCACCGAGGGCAGCCCCGCCAACAUCCGCAAGAUCGAGCCCGACCCCGUCGUCAAGAUCAGCAACCUCAAGUGGGGCGAGAUCGGCUCGACCUUCGCGGCGGUGGAGCUGCAGCAGUAGGAGAUGUACCAUACCUAGCUGUCUGCCUGCCUGCCUGCCCAGCGAAGAGGGCGGGUUGACAGGCGGUAGGGAGGGGAAAAGGAGUAGAUGAAACUGGUAAUGGGUGUGCGCGGACGACGACUUCGUCCUCGUAUCAUCCUCGGCGUAUCACAUAACUAGAUGUAUAUACAUAUCUUUUUCCUACCGUUACCUCGCCAUUGUGGCAAAGCGUGCGCGCCCAUGUGGCCCCGGUUCGGAAUUUCCCUAGGAUCCUUCGUCGAUGGGGUGGUUAU